Messenger RNA from Carassius auratus (goldfish), 32974 nucleotides. It is a transcript of the gene syne2b, whose product is annotated as spectrin repeat containing, nuclear envelope 2b. The record is from RefSeq and is a predicted model, not a curated record. Lineage: Eukaryota; Metazoa; Chordata; Actinopteri; Cypriniformes; Cyprinidae. Gene Ontology annotation, molecular function: protein binding. Bases 490 to 31770 code for a protein of 10426 amino acids. Gene Ontology annotation, cellular component: membrane. The transcript has 130 exons.
UGGUUUUCUGAAAUUUAAUAAAAAAUGUUAAGUGUAAAUUACUAAAAACUGAUAGCAGGAGAAAUUGUGUUGCAAAAUAUUCAUUUCAUGUCUCAAGAAUCACUGAAUAAUUGAUGUCUUGACUUGUUGAUCACUGCUGGAGCCCUGAGGAUACAGUAGAAGUUCAUUAGGAGAAGGGUAAAUCAACACCUGUGUGGACAUGCUGUGUAGCAUAAGUAAAAGGUGGAGCUUUUUUUUGAAACCUGCAAUACUGGCACUGAUCCUGAAUUACUUCGCUAAAGGUUACCAGGCAAGUUGUGCCGUGUGUUUACGGUGCUUUUCAGUUCUACAGCUAACACAUGUUCUCCAGUAUUUCAAUGCGGGAGUUUUGCACUGCUUUGUAUUGCAAGAUGAGGCUGGCUUCUGAAACAUUGCUGCACACUUCAACAUGCAACAACUGAUGAUAAUACAGGGCUAUAAUUCUGGGAUAGCAAAUCUGCUGACAGCAGCAUGGGUGAGUUUGUACUUGGUUUGAAAUUUGUUAAAAAUAAUUUUGUUACUCUUUUGCAAAAUCCUGAAUGUAGACAGACCAGACCGUGUGCAAUGAUAAAAAUACCAUUUAGAGCAUUUUUACCUGACAAGAAUAUUAUUCUAUCAUGCACAUCUGAACAUCAUUGUGCAAUCACCAUUGAUGUCUCCUUAAAAGACAACAAAAAGAAGUUGCCUCAUUUUGUCGGGGUUGAACACCCAUCUGAGAAGUCUCGUAAGAAGAAACAUGGAUCACAAGUUGAGCAGGAGCAAAUUCAGAAAAGAACCUUCACGAACUGGAUCAAUGCCCAGCUGUCUAAGAGGAGUCCUCCAGUUACAGUGGUGGAUCUUUUCAAUGAAUUCAGAGAUGGAAGCAGACUAUUAGACUUGCUGGAGGUGUUGAGUGGUCAGAGAAUGAGCCGAGAAAAAAGAAGAGGGAUUUUUCAGCACAGAACAAACAUUGAGAAAGGUCUAGAGUUCCUUAAGAAGAAAUCGAUCAAACUGGUCAACAUCAAUGUCUCGGACAUCAUGGAUGGGAAGCCUUCCAUCAUUCUGGGUCUCGUCUGGACCAUCAUCAUGCACAUUCAUAUCGAAGAGUUGGCCAGCACAUUGAACUUUAGUUCUCGUCAGUCGUCUCUGGAGUCACUGGCGAGUUUAGACACGCGUUCGACCAGCAGCAGUGCCCGCAGCAGUCCGGUGCCACCCCGUGGUUCACCCCUGCACACCCGUUUCCGCGUAUCUGCCAAGAAAGCCCUGCUGCUGUGGGUCAGAGAGCAGUGUCAAAAGGCUGGUUGUACUCUGAAUGUGAAGGACUUUAAAGUGAGCUGGAGAAGUGGUGUAGUGUUUUUGGCGAUACUUCAUGCUCUGAGACCGAAUAUAGUGGACCUAACCAGAGCCCGAACAAGAACCAACAGACAGAACCUGGAGGAAGCCUUCCACACUGCUGAAAGAGAACUUCACAUCCCCAGACUACUAGAUCCAGCUGAUGUUGAUGUUAGGGAUCCUGAUGAAAAGUCUAUUAUUACAUAUGUUGCUCAGUUCCUGCAGUACUCUAAAGAUGCUUCUGUUUCUGAUGAGGAAAUGCAGUAUCUCACUCCUCCUCAGCGCCUCUCUCCUGUCAAUCUGCCAUCAGACUUUACUCCUUCUAUAGCUGCAUCACCUUUAAGACAGGCUCAUCUGUUAAUGCCCUGUCCAAUCAAAUCAGGCCCUCCCAAAUCACCUGAGACAGCUCAAGCAGCUGCCCCUGGGACCUCAGCCAAUCAGAAGGCUCAGGAGGUCACAUGCUGGUUGGAUCAGGCCUAUCAGGAGCUUAUAGAGGGGUGGGACUCCACUGAAGGAGAGAGCUAUGCUGAGAGAUACCAAGUCUUCCACACCUUCAUUGUGUCCUUUAACGAGCAGCGGCGGCCUGUAAUGCCAUUACUAACAGCGAUGAAGAGGACUCCUCAUCUUAGUGCAGAGCAGAAAGCUCUUAGACGAGCCUGGGAUGCUCUUGCUGAGAAGCUACGUGAGUAUAAAACAGAGCUGGACCUGAGCCUUCCAUCCCCACUGGAGACUGUAGGCCGCUGGUUAUUGCGUAUUGAAGAGGUUUUAUCUGCUGAAGAAGGCGAGCCAAUAGAUCACGCCCGAGCUGCGGAGGAGGCUCGGGAGAAACUUGAGCUACUAAAGGUGUGUUUGGAGGAGAUGCCUCAUCAUAUCAAGAGGUUUAAUAUGUUUCAAAACACAAAUGAGUUUGGAGAGGCUCUGGUGCCAGCGGACAAGAUGGAAGAGAUGAAGAGAAGGUUCACCAGUGUCCGUGUAACAGCUAAAUAUCAUGGUAUUAAGCUGGAGUACCGUGAGCGCAGACACACAGUGUUAGACCUGCUGAAUCAACUCAACAUUAAACUGCGAUCUUGGAAAAGAGCCUACAUUUCGCAGGAGGCUGUUCGUGUGCUAAUGCAGGACUGGAACGAGACUGUGAACAAACAGGAACUGACUUCUUUGCUGGAUGGAGCCCUCCAUAGACUCAAACUAAUCGCCAACAAAUACACCAGCAAGGCUGCCUUGGCUGGAGACUCGACUCAGGUGAAUCGUCAGGUGGCUGAUCUGGAAGCAGAUGUGAUAGCGACUCUGGAGGGUGUACGGAUGGUGAGGGGAACUAUGGGACGCGUGUUGGCAGCUUGGGACUCUUACAGUGAUAUCUACAGCUCAAUGCGAGCUUGGCUGGAGCAGGGUCCACAUGCCCAGCGACACGGACAGAGUACAGAGGUGACAUUAUCAGUUAUGUCAGAGUGGAGUUCGCGCCAAGCUCACCUGAAUGAGGUGGCCAACUACUUGACAGAGGUCACAGACCCACAUACAAGCCGUGCUAUUUCAGACGAGCUCUGCAAGAUAAAUCUGCUCUGGGCUGACUUUGCCAAAACAGCCCAGUUUUCUUUAACAGAGGAGCCCAGUGCUGGCCCAUCCAGUCCUCAGACAGUUCAGUCUCUGAUAAGGGAGGCCACUCAGUUACUUAAAGAACCUGUGGAGGUCAUUUCUGGAUCACUACGUACUUACACGAAGAGACUACAGCUUAUGAUGAAGAAAAUAAAGGAUGUGGAUCUAGAAGCCCUCUUUCCUUCUCUAGACUGCUCUCCAGAUACCCUGAGCAAACUUCAGCAAGCCAUUCCUGAAGUCCUACAGACACUCUGUGAGGCUGAGCAGGUGUGUGAUGAGCUGCGCGUCAGUGUGAGUGGGCUGGACGGGCGUCUAGCUGAACUUUUACACUGGGAGAUGGAAGCCAGAGAGCUCCAUCAGCUACUUAAGGAGGAAACACACAGGCAGAAGAGAGGACAAGAUCCCAGAGCACGGCUGUUGAUAUCUAGGGGUUUACAGUUAGAGGGUCAGGUGGUUAUGGAGGAACAGGAUCUGCAGGUGAUGGUCAUGACUAAUCAAAAGACUUCACCACUGCAGUACCUCAUUGCAUCCACCAUGCAGGACAGAGUACGCACUGCUGUUGAAAAGUCACAGGAAGCCGUAGGGAUGCUUAGCUCUUUGGGGUCUUGCAGAGACCGAAGCCCAGUUAGAGACCAGCCCCCUUCCAAGAUCUUUGUCCAAUAUCAGGGGACAGAGGAAGAGUCCCAAAAACCCUCCUUCCAGCCUGUGUCUCCACCAGGAGCCCCUGGCCAACCAGAACCUCAGCCUGCAGUCAGGGCCAAAGUCCCAAAACAAUCUCAAAUACUCUCAGAGGAAUCUUCUAAAGCAGUAGACCUCAAGACCCAGCAAUGUAGUCAGCCUGUGCCAAUGAUUAUUGUGCAAGAGUAUGAAGAGGAGAAAAGUAGUCCACAAUCACAAAUGCAUCCCUCUGUGCAUGUGAAAGACUCUCAGUCCAUUGAAGUUAAGUCAGAGAAAGUUGUCCAGGCUCAAACAAAAAUCGACAAAGAGCAUCAUGUAGAAAGCCAGGAAUCUUUACCACAGUCUGUGACACAACAAAAGACAGUAAAAGGUUCAGUAGCUGUCCAACCCUCACAGAACCUGCAACAAGCAGAGUCACAAGUACAUAAUAAACAACAAUUAGCAACACAGCCACAUGUGCACAUUCAUCAACAAGAGACAACUCAGUUUGCAAAGCAGCAGAAGGUUCAACCACAAGGAUCAAUCCAGCCACAGCCUCAGGGCCAACUAGAAACACAAACACAGCAAGCUCCAAAGCAGCAGAGGAAAGUAAAGAAGUCCCAGGCACAUAUGCAGAACAGACCUUGGCUUCAACAGAGGAGUCAACCGGAAAAUGUUACCGAAAAAGCUAAGCCACAGUUGGGCCCACAAUCUCAGUCGGAGCCUGAGGACAAAUGUCAAAUAAGUUCUCAAUCACCACCACCGCGUAUAGUAGCCGUUAGCUCACCUGAGACCCAGGGACAUGCUCGAGGCACAGCACAGUCAAAAAGCAUUGUUAAGAGUGUUGAGAAACACCUGAAGCCAGUUCAGUCUGUUGCACAAGAGAAACCUCUUGUAGUGACACAAAACCUACCUCAAACUGUGCCAGCAGUUUCAGCACAACCAGUGACUAAAACACAACCACAACAGCCAGUGACUGUUCUGAUUCAUCAACAAGUAUUUCCCCAACCUCAGCCCUCUUUAUCAACUCAAGCUCAAACAACUACACAACAAACACUAGCACCCAUUAAGCACCAAAAGCAACCUCAAACACAGAUAGGGACACCACAGCAACCUCAAGUGAUGAUCCAGAAACAGGCACAAUCUCAAUCCACGACUCCCAUGCAACCACAGGUUAUGGCCCAAUGGCAGCCACAACAGACUACUGCUCAGCCUCAUCCUGCAGGGCCACAACCACAAAGAUUUCCAGUGGCCCAAACAAUGCCCCGAAUGCCAGUCCAACAGUACCCAACAUCUCCCAUUCAACCAGAAAUAACAAUGCAGAGACAACAGUCUCAGUCCCAGCAACCCAUAAUGCACAAUCCGACUCUAAUUACCCCUCAAUCCAAAGGUGCAUCCCCCAUACAACCCAGAAUCAUCUCUAUGCCUCAACCCCAGAUGCCCGUUCAAUCUCAAACCCAAACUCAGGUCAAAGCACCGGGAAGUGUACCGCUUGGGAUUCAACCUCAUGGGCAACCCCAGUGGAGUCAGCCAGGAGAUGUCACCCAAACGUACCCCAGAGUGCAAGGAACAGUUUCUGUUGCUGCCCAAAUGCAGCCACUGGCCCAUUUCCAAACUCAUCCCCAACCCCCAAGUAUCCCUCCAACUCAGCCUCAGCAGUGGUCAUCAAUAAAACCAGGAAUAGUGAGCCAUACAUACCCCACUGUCCAAGCUCCAGAUCAGGUAGUUCAACCUCAGCUUCAAAUGGCAGUUUACCCUAAAAUCCAGCUGCAGUCGCAGCCUCAGCAGUGGCCCUCUGCUAGACCUGAAUUACCUUGGGGUCAAUCACAGAUAAGACCUCAAGGUCCAGCUCAGCAUAUAGUUCCCUCUCAGCAAUGGAGACCUAUCAGUCCAGAAAGGGUCAGUCCAGUAUACCCAAGAGCUGAAACCCAAGGGCCCAAGGGACCACAUCAUCAGACCCAAUAUCAAGCUCUUCCAAGGCCAGCAAGCCCUCAACGUCAGUGGAGUCCAGUCCGGCCAGAACAUCCGUUUCAAGUUUCUUCCCAGACUAUGUUCCAUGGUGCUCCCCAGCCAGUAGCUCCAUGGAAUCAACCACCUUCUCAAACUCUCAUAAGACCUCAGAGUCUACAACAGCCUAAGCAAAGUCAGCAAAAGUGGAGUUCAUCCAGGACAGAGGCCCCAUCUGCAACCCUCAUCCAAAGUCAAGUUGCCCAGGCAGAGCUUCAGUCCCAAGAUCUGACAAACCUGCAGUUACCAGUACAGGAACCACCCCAACAGCAGUCAGCUCCUCGGGUUAAGCAACCAGCACUUGCCCAGGCACCCCCUCAAGCCUACACUGAAGCUUAUAUAAAGGCACAAGCCCUGGUUAGGGAUAGAUUUGAAGAAGCCAAGCACUGUCUUCAAGAACACAUUAUGGAAGCUAUCAGUGUAUUUAAGGACAAGAGAAUAAUGGACGAACAGGCAUCAGUUAAGGAGGAGACACUUCGAACUCUUGACCCUGAACUUCUUGAAGAGUUCUUGAGGGCUGCGGAAGGGAUGGAAGCUUUCUGCACCCCAUCUGAACUUAGAGACAUGGAGUUUUUCACACAAUCUGUUAGAACACAGUGGAAGGAUGUUCGAGUGCAAAUAUCAGAAUUUUUGAAGCAACUCAGAUUUGAGUUAACCCGCCUGCAUUUUAACCGUAUGGUUAAGGCAUGUGAGAUACACUUUAAGAAGGAAAAACUCUACCAUAAGCCUGAAUCAAUAUCAGAAUCAAAAGAAGAGGCUUGUUUGUCUGCAGAAGGCAGUCUGGCAGAGGCAGGACAGCAGCUAGAAGCUCUGAAGGAGUUGUGUGAUACUCUGAGCCCUGAGGACGCACACAGGCUUGCACAAGCCCAACUUAGAGAAUGUGAGAGACGGCUUGCUGCCAUCCAGCGGCAGUUCAGUGGAGACACAGAUACACCUCCUUCAGACACUAGUUUACAAACAGAGCAAACAAAAGAGCCACCCAAUCAAAAAGCAUCAACAGUCCCACCACCACUUGAGAAGCCCAAAGAGGUUAUUGUUUCAGAGGCUGUUACACCGGUUAGUUUACAAACCGAGCAAACAAAAGAGCCACCCAAUCAAAAAGCAUCAACAGUCCUACCACCACUUGAGAAGACCAAAGAGGUUAUUGUUUCAGAGGCUGUUACACCGGUUAGCCCCCAGCAACUGAGAACUGUGGAGAAGAGAGAGAUAGUGAAACAAACAAGUACAGAAGAGGACAGGUACCGCAGCUCCAGAUUUGCAUUACAGGCUCAGCUAAACAGAAAUGAGCAAUGCAUGCUUGGAGAUCGUACCUCAGAAUCAGUCACUCCCACAGACCUGCAGAAACGACUGAGAGAAUUAAAGUCUCUGUGGGAUGAGACAGAGUCUCUGUGGAAGGAGUAUGAAGCGCUGUGUAUGCAUUGUGUUCAGUACAAUGAACGAGCUGUUGAGCAGGACCGUGUGGAGCUCACUGUCAGGUGGAGAGAGCAGAGGUCACAGUUACAGGGCAGGGUGGAUUCACUGGGAGCGGCACUUGAGCUUAUGGACUCUAUUAAGCUGAAGAUCUCUGAGAUUUCUAAAAGGCUGGAAAAUUUCAUCAAAGAACCCAAAGACAUUAAGGGAUAUACACUAGCUAACCCUGGCAUUUUGAGAGAUGUGAAGGACUUAGAUGAAAGUAUCCAGACAGAGAUGGAUCGUCUGUCUCGAUUCGACUCUGAGCCCAGUCAUCUAGACUUGCGUGACCGAUCACCUCUGACCCAGGUGGUUCUGAACCACAGAUCCAGCCUGGACCAGCUCAGGCAACAAGUGCGCAAGAGUGACGCCGCUGCCCGUGCCCUUGACCGCUUCCUCAUGUCCCUGCGCACUGUGGAACUCGAUGUCUCUUCUGUGCAAAGCGCCCCCAGCAAUGAUGCUGCUGUACUGCAGGACAGCAGGUCCAAGCUGGCACUAAUCAGAAAAGGAGUCAGCAGUCUCAAGGAUAAGGCUCCACAGCUGGACCAGCUUUUGGGUGGAGCACAGCUCAAAGUGACCCAGGACGGGAGCCCUGUUUCCUGUCUGGACAUGGUGGGGGUACUGGUUCACAGGGUGGAAGAGGCAGACGAUCAACUGAUGAUUCGACAGAAUGAGCUCCAGAAGGAACAGCAGAACCAAAGCCUCGGCUUAAGGAGGAAGACUAUCCAGGCUGAGUUAAGGAAGGUGUUGGCGGCAGCAGAAAAACAGGGUCUAAAGGACCCCACUAUGCCAGCUGUGCAACAUCGGAUGCGAGCACUGUCCGAUGUAGAAUUGCAACUGAACUCUCUUCGCCCUGAAUACCAAAACAUCAAGAAGGCUCUGUCUGAAGUCUCUCCACAGAAAGAGCACCCUCAUCCAGCAAACGAAGAACUUGAUUUCCUUUGGGAAGAGACUGAAAGAGCCGUAUCUGACAGACAAGAGCAGUGCACUGUUCUUAUGGAACUCCUGAAGAAAUUUCAGAACUGUCGCAGUUACCUAGGCAACACUCUCCAGAGGGCGGAGCAAACAAUCAAUGAGCAGGCUUCAUACAUGGGCAAAGACAACUUACAGCGACUCCUUGCAAAAGUGGUUGGCAUAAAGGAGGAACUUAAUUGCCUCGGACCCAAGAUGGAGGAGUUCAGAUCUGUGUGCAGACAGUUGCAGUCCCAGCUCAAGAAAAUUCCUGAUUGCUCAGAAACUCCAUUUGAGACAGAGGCAGAUGCUUUGGUGGACUCGUGGCUGGAUGUGUCAGAGAAGACAGACGGUUACAUGGACAGCCUGCGCGUGGGUCUGGAGUUGUGGGAGAAACAGCUGGUUCUGGGUGGAGAAGUGGACAGCUGGACUUCUACUAAACUCAUUAUCUUCUCAGAGUCUCACCCUUUCAGCAGUGAAUCGGAGGUUGACAGCAUGAAGAAUGAGAUUCAGUGCCAGGAGGACAACCUUGAACACUUCCACAGGAAGUUACUGGAGAUCCAGGAACUGCUGCAGAGCAAAGAAUCUCCUCUUGAGUUACAGGUAAUGGAAACCAACCUGAGGAAGAAAAUGGAGCAGGUGAAGGAACUCUUCUCUGACUGCACUGAAGUCUUCCAGGAGCUCCUCACAGUUAAAGCUCAUAUGAUAGAAAAGAUUGACACCUACCAAUCAUCUGUGAAGAAUAUACGCUCCUCAUUAGACAUGAUCAGUUCAGAGGAUCGCGCAGAACUGGAUGCGCAUUUACAGGACUUGUGUGAGCAGCUUUUGGAACAGGAGGAGCAGGCUGAUACUCUGCUGAAGGAAAUCAAUCUCAUGUCCAGCAUUACUGGACCGCAGGCCUUGGAGGAGCUGACCAAUCAUAGUAAGCAUCUCAAAGACAGCAUUGCGGAAACACGGGAGCUGAUUCGCCACAAGAAGGAUCAAGGGGAGAAAAGCUUUCUUCAGACUAUUAAAGAAGAAUUUCAGUCAUUUGAGGAAUGGUUGCAAGAUGAGCAGCUCUCUGUGAAUGAGUGCUUUGAGAACCCUGAGAGUAAGCAGGAUAUAGAAACGUCCACGCAGAGACUGACAAGUUUCCUGGCCUCUAAGGAAGGAGAACAGCGUCUGGCUCAGUUGAAGGAGAGGUUUGAGCAAGGGGGACAGGCAAAGCUCCCAGCGGAGGCUCAAGCUUUGCUCUCCACAUGGCAUCAGGAACAGGAAGGAGAACUGGCCACGCUCAGGGCUCACUGCCAAGGACGCCAUAAACAGCUAGAUGAUAUCCUCCACAACCUCAACAGUUUGCAUGAGGAACAUAACCAUUUGAAGGACUGGCUGCAGCAGAGAGAGCAAGUGCCAGAACAGAGAGAAAAACUGAGGCAAAUCCAAGAGGAUUUUCUUAAAGAAAGCGGUCGUGUGGAGGCAUUCAAUAACCUGUUAUCUGCUGUAAGGAUGCGUGGCUUGAGGGGAGACCCUCUCCUUAGAGACAGCGAGACCCUGAUAGACAGAUACCACAGCCUGGGGAUUCUAUUGGAGAAUCAGGCACAAGUCCUCAAGACCCUUGAUGAUCAAAUUGAAACAUUCCAAACCAAUGCAGAACAGACCAGAGCCUGGAUCAGAAAUUUAAAGCAAGGACUUGAGUACCUGGGGACAGACACGCCAAUGCAGGACAAACAUGUAAAUGCUCAGGCUGUUCUUAAUCUAAGUCCUGAGGGUGAUGCUAAACUCGUGGCUCUGAAAAAAGAGGGUGAUGCUUUAUGUGCUCAUGAGAUUUUGGAGGACACCGGAAGACAGGAGCUCAGUCACACCCUCGGAAACAUUGAAGAUGAGUGGAAAAGAGUUCUGGAUAUGGCUCAGCAGCUAAAACAUCAAGCAGAACUCCAAGACACUCUCUGUAGAGAACUAGAGGAUCUACAGGCCCAGGAAGAGAGCAUCCAGUCCUGGGUGAGAGAACAACUGCUAACGCUUCGCUCUUUGGGGAAGGACCUUCAGUCACAUGAGAAACUUAAUAAAGUCCAGGCUGUUUUAGACCUUGGUGAUGAAGCCGAUUCCAGAUUGGCCAGUUUACAGAGACAAGGACAACAUUUAUGCUCUUAUAAAGAGCUUGAGAAUGAGAGGAGGAGCCAGAUUGAACAAGCCCGGAGAGCAGUAGAGGAGGAGUGGAGGAAAGUGCUACAACUUGCCCAGGAGCUCAAGAACCAGGUCAAGCAUGAGGAAUCUCUUUACAGAGAGUUACAAACUUUCUGUGAUCAGGGAGAGGACACUCGCUCCUGGAUUAGGCAUCUGAGAGAGACCCUGGAUUCUCUUCUUGUGACAUCUUCCUUUCAAGAGAGGCUUAAUGGAGCUGAGGCACUACUAGCUCAUAGAUCUGAGUGGGACGAUAAACUUUCUAACUUAAAGACAAAGGGAGAGAAUCUAUGUUCUUGUGACGAUCUAGAUGAAGACAAACGUCAGACAAUUCAACACACAUUACAAGAUGUACAGCAAGAGUGGAUGGGAGUUUUGAUGCAGACUCAGGAACUGAAGAACCAAUCAGAACUUGAGCGGUCUCUUUCUGAGGAUCUUCAGGAUCUUCAAGAACAGGAGGAGAGCACACACUCUUGGCUUACAGAGCAGUAUAUGAAGAUCAAAUUGCUUGGGGAAGAGACUCAGUUACAAGAGAGAAUGAAUGGAGCCCAGGUCAUCCUGAACUCAGAAUCAGAGGGGGAUUACAAGCUAACCAACCUGAGGAGGAAAGCAGAGGGUUUGUGCUCUCGAGAAGGCCUGGAAGAAAAAAGAAAACAGGAAAUCCAGCUGAACCUGAGAUCAAUUGAACAAGAAUGGAAGAAGGUCCUGGCAAGUGCUCAAGAAUUAAAGAACCAGGCUGAGCUCCAGGAUUCUCUUGCAAGGGAGCUUCAGAAUGUCUGUACCCAAGAGGAGAGCACCUGGACCUGGGUGAAGAAUCAGAAAGAUUGCCUGGACUCACUAGGGAAAAGUACUCAUGGUACACAGGAGCAGACUGAAGAGAGACUAAGCAAAACACAAGCUAUUCUAAGUAUGCAGUCUGAGGGCAACUCUAAGAUUGCAGCCCUGAAACAGACAGUAGACCAUCUUUGUAACCAUGAAGAUCUUGAUGAAGAUGCAAGACAUUCUCUCAUUAAGAAAAUACAAAAUAUAGAAGAGGAGUGGAAGACAACACUGCAGCAAGCACAGGAGCUGCAUAGUCUGCUGAAAAGUGUAGUGGAACGUCUGGUGUCCUGUCAGUGUCAGAAGGAACAGCUUCAGUCUCAUCUGGAUCAGGUGAAACGGCAGACUGCUGCACUGCCGCGGCACUUCCCCUGGCCUGGUUUAGGGGAUCGAAGGCACACAUUGGAGCAAGCCAAGAGUCUGCUAGACCGUACCAGAGCACUGACCCCAUCUCUGUCUGCUGUCCGAGCGCUCGGGAGGGAGAUGAGCCAGCUGACCCAUGAUUCCAGCUGGAUUGAUCCAUCCUGGGCCACCACAGAGGAGUGCAUACCUGAGUUAAUCAAAGAUCUUACGGAGUUUUGUGUAAAUCUCGAAGAGGAAAUCCGGAAAGAGCGAGUCUGUGCUCAGUUAGUUGAGCAGCACACUGUAGCGCAGGAUUGGCUGAGAGAGCAAGUCAAAGGUUUCGGUGCUCUGCCCACUGAACGUCAUGGGUUACAAAGCUCUGUCAACACUCUUAAGGCUCUUCUUCAGACCAUAGACAGGGAGAAGAAAGAAAUGAAAGAACUGGAUACUGUUAAAGAUUCCUUGAUGGAUCUUUGCACUCCAGGAGGUUGUGAUGCCCUGACCUUAGAGGUCAGCCAUCUUCAUGACCUCUGUGUGUCCUCGGAGAAAGAGAUGAGGGAACGGUUAUCUGUGUGUGAGGCCAGAUUGAGUGACAUCGACCUCAGAAUUGCUGGUAGGGCACAGAUUCUCAGGGAGCAAGCAGAGAGUCUCCUAGAUGAGCUGCAUGCUCAGGACCACUCUUUAGGAUUCCUGGUGGAUAGCCAGAAUAUCAGCCAGCUACAGGAGAACUGGCAUAGCUUCAAGACAUGUGAGAGAGAGCUUGAGUCUUUAGAGGGCAAAGUUUAUGACCUUGGCCAGGCCCUCCAAAUGGUCCCACCAGAUGAGGGACCCCCCAGUCAUGUCAUUUCUAUAGUGGACACAGUUACACAACAAUAUUGCAGUCUGCGGUCGAAACUGUUGGAAAAGCAGAAUGACUGCGCAGACAGCACUGUGCAGUGUGUGAGACAGGCCUUACAAAACAUACAGUCAUGGAACCAGACACAUGCAAAUCCUCCCUGCAGCUCAGCCACAUCCAUGCAGGCUGCAAUUGAGGAAGGUGUGAGACUGUGUAAAAGCCUGCAGGUAGCGCUGUCCCAUAAAGAACUGCUGAGGGAAUGUCUGGGCCCUGACUUGGCUGGCAAACUUGAAAGAGACGGAACAAAAGCACUAAACGAAGCAGACAUUCACAUGAAUGACCUUAAACAGGAGCUUAAAAAUGUGGAGGAGAACAUAAAGCAGGAAGCUCAAAAGUUGCCACUGGAAGCUCAAAGCAUUCAGCUGGAUUCACAGGUUUCUGGUGCAACACCAUCAACAAAGGAGUCAGAACAGUCAGAAUUUGUUUCUUCUUCAUCGUUUAUCAUGGAGCGCUGUGAAAUGAUAGAUGACAGUGAGCAGGCUAAGGUACAGCCAUCUGAAAACCUUGACAGCGAGAUCCCUCUAUGUGUAAUCUCAGAUACUACAAAUGAAACAGAAAUUCAUACUGCAAGAAAAUCACUACAAACAUUAGAGACUGAAACUGAACAGACCGAUUUCCAAACAACUGUACUAUUAACCACAGAGAUGCUACUUCAACCAGCAUCAGGAGUGUGUGAAUCAGCUCUUCCUACAAGCAGACAUGGUGCAAAUGAAACUGUGGAAACUUUGGAAACAAAGUCUGAUAAUGAUGAGAUAGCAGAUGAAAAGAUGUCCAUUUCCUCAUCUGCAGCUGUCCACAGCUUGGAAACCACAGUACAAGACACAGACUUGGAAUUACAAAGCACUGAGAAUCUUAACACAGAAGGACAAGUAAGCCAUUUGUCUGAUGUAGUUGUAAGUUCAGAAUCUUUUGCUGAUAGAGUGGAGGGUGAGAAAAUUAAAGCAGUGACUGCAGAACCAGAUAAAGAGGAAGAGGUCUCAUAUAUUUCACUUUCUCAAGAGGAACCUCGUGGAGAAGGUGAAGCACAAACCAAAAAGGUUACUGCACUCAUUUUAGAUUUGGAUACAGUGCACAUAGAUAAUGUAGACACAUACUCCCACACACCCACAGAUGGUGCUACAGUGAAAGUAGCCUUUGCUAGUGCUCUAUUAAAUGAGACGACAGUGGGCAAACAAGAUCAUGAAACACUCGCCCCUCCAGAAGCUGACAUUUCUGAAGUAGCCUUAGAAUCAAUUAGCAUCCCAUCUUCUCUUAACGAGCCAAGUAUGGUGAAUGUUUCAGAAAUUAGUUCAGCAGUAGAACCAGAACAGUCACAGCUCAUUGAUAUAGACACUAAUGGACAAAAGCAAACAACAGCAGCUCCACCUUCUGAAACACAAGGUACUGAAGAUGCUGCUUCCAGACGUAUUGGAACAUUUUCUUGGGACAAUGGACAAAAUGCCGCAAUCGCUGACAGAGAGAGCAACUGGCCUACAAAUAAUGGCCCUCAUGAAAUCCAACGGCGAUUUAUUAUUCUAGACUUCCCUGAGGGGGAGGAAAUGCAGAGACAUCAUGCUAAUGAAGCUUCUCUUUUCAGGGAACCCACUGAAACACAGAUUCAGGGAUUAGAAUGUUCAGUGUCAGAAAGAAUGGAGACAGAAUGUGAUGCUAAAACAGAAUCAGAGGUCAUAGUUAGUUCAAUCAGACCUUUAGAAGCAUCUGAGAAAUCUGAACUGGUUGAAGCAAGCCUUAAACUACCAACAAGGCAAGUUGGAGAAGUCAUGCAUUUCAUUGUAGAAGAAGAGACAAAGAAGAUGCCAUCAGGUGAUAAAAUGCAAUUCAUAGAACUUGAUCCUAAAUGUAAAUCUCCAAUCAAGCAACAAAUUGAGGUAGAAACUGAGGUCCAACAAACAAACAAAGUGCAUGUCUCAACAACAGCAGAGGAGAAACCUGAAGGUGAAGAAGCCAUUGACGUCAUUUUGGGAGAAGAGACAAAGACCCAAUCAGGGGGUGAAGCACAAUCUGAAGAAAUUGAACCUGGACUGACACCUCCAAUCAAGCUCCUGGUUGACUGGGACACUGAGGUACAACCUAAAAUAGUUAAUGUCUCAUUAACACCGGAGGAGAAACCUGAAGUUGUAGAAGCCACUGAUGUGAUUGUAGAAGUAGAGAUGAACAAGACCCCACCAGGUGAAAAAGCACAAUUCAUGGAAUCUGAACCUAAAUUGACACCACCUGUAAGGGGAAAUGACAAUAAAACUGAUGUCCAUCCAAACAAAAUAAAUGUCUCAUCACAAAAAGAGAACACUGAAGGUGAAGAAUCUGUGGAUGUCAAUAUAGAAGAGGAGACAAAGACAACAUCAUCAGAUAAUAAAGCACAAUUAGCUGAACCUGAACUGACACCAUCAAUCAAACAAAAGACUGACCAAAAAACUGAGGUCCAGUCAGAAAAGGUGGAUGUAAUACCAGACGAGAAAACUGAAUGUGAAGAUGCCUUGCCUGCCAUUGAUGAAUGGAAUGACUGGGACACUGAGGUACAUUCUGAAAAAAAUAAUGUUUCACUGACACCAGUGGAAAAUCAUGAAGUUGCAGACACUGCAGAUGUCAUUGUAGAAGAAGAGACAAACAUAGAAGCUGUACCUAAACUGACACUACCAGUCAGGCAAAGAAACAAAAAUAAGUUUGAUGUCCAAUCAAACAAGGUGAAUAUCUCAACAACAUCAGAGAAGACACCUGAAGGUACAGUGGUUAUUACUCUCACUGUGGAAAAUGAGAUGAAGAUGACACCAUCAGAUGAUAAAGCACAAUCACUAGAAGAGGAAACUUUACUGACACUACCAGUAAGGCAACAAAAUGAGGGUGAAACUGAUGUCCAAUCAAACCAGGUAAAACUGUCAACAACAUCAGAGGAAAAACAUGGGGAUACCAUGCAUAUCUCUGAGGAGGAAAGGACAAAAAGGACUUUGGUUGGUGAAAUGCAGUUCAUAGAAGCUGAGCCUAAACCAAUGCCACCAGUCAGAAGACAAAAUGAGGGUGAAACUGAGGUCCAAUUAGAUAAGGUCGAUGUCAUACCAACACCUCCCACCAGACAACUUAAAGGUGAAAGGUUAUCAUUAGAUAUUGAAUCACACAUAGAGGGAGAAGUUCCUCUCACCCCACCAAGCAGAAGACAUAGAGAAAAAAUAGGAAUUGAGAGUUUUUCGCUCGAUCUGGAGACCGAUCCCAAACCACCAGUGAGGCAACCUAAAGAAAAAGAAGGUAGUAAACUGUCACUCAAUCUGGAGACCGAACCAACACCACCAGUGAGACAACAUAAAGAAAAAGAAGGUAGUGAACUAUCACUCAAUCUGGACACCGAACCCACACCACCAGUGAGACGACAUAAAGAAAAAGAAGGUAGUAUACUGUCACUCAAUCUAGAGACCGAAUCCACACCACCAGUGAGACGAAAUAAAGAAAAAGAAGGUAGUGAACUAUCACCCAAUCUGGAGACCGAGCCCACACCACCAGUGAGAAGACGUAAAGAAAAAGAAGGUAGUGAACUAUCACUCAAUCUGGAGAUCGAACCCACACCACCAGUGAGAAGACGUAAAGAAAAAGAAGGUAGUGAACUAUCACUCAAUCUGGAGACCGUACCCACACCACCAGUGAGAAGACGUAAAGAAAAAGAAGGUAGUAAACUAUCACUCAAUCUGGACACUGAACCCACACCACCAGUGAGACGACGUAAAGAAAAAGAAGGUAGUAAACUAUCACUCAAUCUGGACACUGAACCCACACCACCAGUGAGACGGCGUAAAGAAAAAGAAGGUAGUAAACUGUCACUCAAUCUAGAGACCGAACCCGCACCACCAGUGAGACGACGUAAAGAAAAAGAAGGUAGUAAACUAUCACUCAAUCUGGACACUGAACCCACACCACCAAUGAGACGACGUAAAGAAAAAGAAGGUAGGAAACUAUCACUAGAUCUGGACACCGAACCCACACCACCAGUAAGACGACGUAAAGAAAAAGAAGAAAGUACAUUAUCACUUGAUCUAGAGUCCCAACUCACAUCACCAGCAAGACGAUGUAAAGAAAAAGAAGAUAGUCAAUUAUCACUUGAUCUGGAGACCCAACCAACACCACCAGCAAGACUAUGUAAAGAAAAAGAAGAAAGUACAUUAUUACUUGAUCUAGAGACCCAACCUACACCACCAGCAAGACGACGUAAACAAAAGGAAGAUAGUCAAUUAUCACUUGAUCUGGAGACCCAACCAGCACCACCAGCAAGACUAUGUAAAGAAAAAGAAGAAAGUACAUUAUUACUUGAUCUAGAGACCCAACCUACACCACCAGCAAGACGACGUAAACAAAAGGAAGAUAGUCAGUUAUCGCUUGACCUGGAGACCCAACCAACACCACCAGCAAGACUAUGUAAAGAAAAAGAGGAAAGUACAUUAUCACUUGAUCUAGAGACCAAACUCACAAGUGAUAGUCAAUUAUCACUUGACCUGGAGAUCCAACCAACACCACCAGCAAGACUAUGUAAAGAAAAAGAAGAAAGUACAUUAUCACUUGAUCUAGAGACCCAACUCACACCAUCAGCAAGACUAUGUAAAGAAAAAAAAGAAAAUACAUUAUCACUUGAUCUAGAGACCCAACUCACACCACCAGCAAGACUAUGUAAAGAAAUAGAAGAUACUCAAUUAUCGCUUGAUCUGGAGACCCAACCAACACCACCAGCAAGACAAUGUAAAGGAAAAGGCGAAGAUAAAGGAUUAUCAGUUGAUCUGGAUCCUCAACCAACUCCACCAUUAAGAAGACACAAGGAUAAGCCAGAGAGUGACAUGGUAUUUUACAGUGCUGAAUUAGGAAAAAGUGAUAAUCAGGAAACCAGUGAACAUAAAGACACAGAAGAGCACACUGUUAAACCAACUCCACCUGUCAGUAAAAUUAGUCAGGUUGAAAGUGAUGUGGCAGUUUGCAAAAAACAAGAAGAGAAAGAGGUCUUUGUGAAACCCACACCACCAACAAGAAGGAAAGAUAGCAAAGUUGAGAGCAAAAUUGUUGUAGGUGCUUCUAACCUGAAAGGAGAUACAAGCAUACAUAAACCAACUCCACCUCUAAGGCGAAAGGACAGCCAAGCAGAAACUGAGAUGGCUCCAACCACACCUAAAAGUCAACCUGAGGACAUCCUUCCAACUCCACCAACCAACCGAAAGAAAGAUCAAAUAGAUGCUGACAGAGUUCCAUUAAUGCCAGAAGAGCCACAGGUCAGAUCAACUCCAACAAUCAGCGACAAAGAAAGUUCAUGGAAUGAAAAGGUUUCUAUGUGUGCAAGAGUGGAGUUGAAAGCAGAUGUUGAAGCAAUAACUAAAUGGGAAGAAAAAGAUGAGUCUGAUACAAAGUCAUUGGUUGGUCAGGACCAGCAAGAGGAGGAGCAGGACUCUACUUUGGUCCCAGAACCCAUAAGUGCAAUCAGUCAGACAGAGGGUGUCAGUGAGAUGCAGCCACAAGAUCAAGAUGUGGAUGUUUCUCCCCAAUUUGGUCUCGCGGCUGAAAUCACUGAGAGUCAAGCAGAGGAAGAUAAGGAGCCAGAGGGACCCACAAUGAAGGAUAUAUUCAUGGAGAUAAAAAAAAUGACUGAAAAGGGGCAAAAAAGUGUACUCAUGGAGGGAAUACCUCAUGAAAGUACAAAGAAACUUCUUGACACUUCCAGCAAUGAUCUUGAAGCUCGGUUAAAAAGGCUAGUGUUCCAUUUGUUGGACCUUCGAAAUUGCCCAGCUGCUCUGAACUCCAAAGACAUGGCCAAGCAACUAGAGGAGGCUGAGGAAUGUAGAAGGUGUGCCCAGAGACAAGUAUCUAUGCUGUCUAGGCAAGAUCAGGCUAAUGGAGACAUUGGCAGUGGCACUAAUGGCACAGUUUAUGACCCUGAGGGUAUGCAACAGCUGAGCGCCCAGUGGAGUGCAGCUUUGUGGGAUGCAGCAAGCUCUGUUCACUCCAAAGAAGCUCAACUACAGAUGGUUGCAGAUUUCAACAGACAGACCAAGAAAGUCAAAGCUAUUCUGGAGAGACUAAAAAUUGAGCGUGCGGCCCUGAGAUUCUCUCCAGCUGUGAGCAGUUUUGCUGAGGAGGAAAGGCUGCACUCUUUCUUGAGAAAUAUGGAGCAGGAAAGGACAGCUCUCGGUGAGUUAAUUCAGACUCAUGCAAAACUGUCCCCCCACCUCAGUGCGCCUGAGAGACAAGCAGCGGAAAUACAGCAAAACAAUUUGCAAAGCCAGUGGAGGAUGCUGGAGAAGGAUGCAGAGAUUGCUCUUUACAAGGUUAAUGCUCAUGCUAAAGAAAUCAGCAGCCUUAUUCAAGAGGUCAGUGCUUUAAAAGACCAUCUCGAGAACAUUCAGAAGACCUUGGAUGCAUCUAAAUCCUCGCCAGUUUUAUGGGAUGGCAAGAGAGCUCAAGAAAUUAUGAAUUUAAAUGCUGAUCUCACUUCCACCCAUCAACAGUACUUACACAUUCAGCAGACCUCUGAGGCACUUGCCCAGGAAUUCCAAUUCAGUGCAGAGAUAUCCAGCAUAGAGCAGGAUCUUCAGCAUAUAAAAGACCAGCUGAAUCAAAUGAGUGAACAGUUAGCAGCUUCAACCCCUAGCAGCAGCAACUCAACGUUAAGUAAAAUUGUUAAGGUGAUGACAAAUGCUCUGGCUUGGGCCAAGCAGACAGAAUGUGAUGUUGAAGGACGACAGAAAAAGGUGUCUUUGCUUCCAGAAGAAGUCCAUCGACAGAUUAAAGAUUUAAAGAAAUUGCAGUCUGAGAUGAACUUGAAGCAAACCCAGUUGAAGUCUUUGGUUGAGGAAGUCACUGAGCUGAUUUCUGAUCUCGAUGAAGCUGAUGUUCCGAUGGUGACCUCAUCCUUGAAUGUCCUAGAAAAUUUGUCCAAAUCAACUGCAGAAAAACUGGCUGAGGCAGUUCGCGACAUGGAGUCAGGACUUCAGACCCGGGAGAAGAUGUCAGAGCAGAUAGCAGAUGUUGAUUCAUGGGUGGUUGGACAUCUGCAGAGGGAAGCUUUGAGGAGAGAAGAUUAUCAAAGUUUGAGUGUGGCAGACCUGGAUCGCAGGCUGAGGCAGAUCCAGGACACUCUUGGAGAGGCGGAAAAGCAGUCUGCUGUAACUGAAGCCCUUCUGAUGAAAAGCAGAGACAUUGCAUCUGAGCUAAGUGUCUCAGAGAGUACUAAGCUCUAUGAGAAACUCACCAACCUUCAAGAGGACAUCAAAAGGAUUAUUAUCUAUGAGAAGGCAUGUUGCCAGGAAAUUAUAGAUGUUAUCCAGAGCCAAGAAUCGUCUCAGAGGAAGGUGUCAUCUCUAGAGAACAGCCUGAGACAAAUGUUAGUUGAUGUAAAAAGACACAGGUUUCCUGUUACUAAGGAUACCCUCUCUGUCAUUGAACCCUUCAAACAGAUGCUUGUGGAGCGCAAAUCUCAGGUUGAGCAAGUCAGUCCUUGUUCAGAGGACAAGAGAAGAGAGAUGUUAUGUGUUAUUACUGAACUGUACCACAAAAUGAUUGAUUUGGAUCUCAAAUCACAAGCUCAUGAAAUGUACUUGAGCCACAGUCGGUGCAUUGACGAUGUCAAGGAAGAAAUGGAGGCUCAGAUCCCAAGGACCAAAGAUGAGAGCAUUAACAAAGAGGAACGCUACAGAGCCUGUCAGGUCCUUCUGAUUCAUAUCUCUUUAGUGAAUUUUUUGUGUGAGGAAACAGCGGAUGAACUGCAGGAAAUCACAGCAGAUCUAUAUCCAUCCCAGCUCUCUGCUGAACAAACAAGACUCCAACAAAUACUGGAUAGUCUCAAAACCUCAGAAAUGGCAUUGAGCAAUAAUCUUCAGAUAUUGGAAUGGGAUCUGCUAAAACCUAUUCAUUAUCCAUCAGAAAAAAGAGCAGUUCAGCAAUUCCUCAAAGACACCUACGAGGAGCUGGAAAAGCCUUGUAGUAUUGAACCAAAAGAGGCAGUGAUUGAAAAACAACUAAGAAAGUGCCUUGUACUCAGAAAGAAUGUAGAAUCUAGAAUGCGAGUGCUUGAGUUUCUUGAAAAAAAGAUUGGAGCUCAACCUCCACAGGAUUCCAAACAGCUUACUUGCUUGAAGGAUAUGGUUUUGGAAAAGUGUGAUCAACGAAUGGUGAGCCUAACUAAAGCUAAAGAACUCUUGAGGAACUACACCAAAGCAGUGACUGAUACCAUUCGGUUCCUCCAAAAAGCCACGUUGGCCCUCCUUCCCUCAAUCUGCUCUGCUAGAAGCUGCUCAGAAAGACUAAAAGAUGCACAGCAUGCUUUACUGACCCUUGACACAGAGUUCCAGUCACAUGUUUCACAGCUUCAAGCUCAAACCCCACAGCAUCCCUGCUUCAAGCCACAGAAGAUUGAAUUUCUACACACAGAGGUUCUAGGCGAGCUCCUGGUCAGGCUAUCAACCCUUAAGGCCCAGGCUCAAAUUAAUAUAGAAUCUUUGAAAAGGUGUGUUGAGUGCCAGAAACAUUCUCGUAAGUGCUAUGAAGAGCUUUGCCAGCAAGUGAGAGACUUAGAAACAUUGCUAUCACAGUGUGCUUCCAAGAAAAUGACUUCACACAAAGACUGCAAAGACCAGCAACAGAAACUCAAGGCUCUAGUGGAAGAGGUUGCCAUGCUUCCUGGAAAACUGGAGAAUCUGAAAGAGUGGUGUUCACUGUAUGGGUGCAGAGCCAACAGGGAGGAUGCCGUGAGCGCUCUCUGGGGUCAGGUGGCAAGACUGCAGCGCUGUGGCAGUGAUCUGCAGACACGCUCCGAACAAAUGGAAGCAGAGUGGAGCAGUGUCACAAGGAGUGUGGAGCAGGCAGCCACUGUGUUGGAGCAGGUGGAUGCAGAACUUCCAGAUAGCAGCAGAGAGAAUCUGACUGGUGAUGAGCUACAGGAACUACUGCUCUUCUGGUCCCAGUACCAGGACAGACUGGACUGUGAACACAGAGCUCUUUCCGCUUUGGAAUUAAGAGCUGCAAGGGUGCUUGGUGUUCCCCCACACCUGGAACAGGCCCCAUCCAUUGAGCUAUGCCAAGAGCUUCAAGCCUUGCAAGAGCGCUACCAUAGUCUAAAGGAACGGAGCUCUCAGGGUUUGAGGGCAGUAAGAACCGAGGUCGAGGAGAGGGAACGAGUGCAGGAGCAGCUGGAGGGAGUCAGAGAAUGGCUGGAAUCUGCAGUUUCUCUCCUUGCUGUACUGGAGCACGAGCCUAGCAAGAAGCAACUGCAGGAGGUUCACUCACAGCUGUGUACCCAGAAGGCCGUUCUGCAGCGUAUUUCGGAAAGCUUGAAGAUGAUGUACUCUGAAAAAAAUACAUCAGUUCCAGAGGAGAUAGAGGGACUAUUACAGGAAGUCUCAGAGUCAUUACAGGAAGUGGAGGAACAGGUGAAGACAGCUGUGGAGAAAAGUGGCCCACUUCACAGGCUGGGUGCUAAAAUCUCGGAGAUUAAAGCAGGUCUGGGAUCAGUUCAGAGCUGGUUAGAGCAGAAGAGCCUGAACUUCACUGAAGCCGAGAGCACACAGAAGCGAGUGUGGGAUGAGUUGGAUGGUUUACAUACUCGUCUGACAGCGGUCGAGGUGGAGUUACAGGAUCUGAGUGAAAUGCAUCCAGAUGAGACCCGUCUGUUAUUAGACAACCUGGCCAACACUCAGCAGACCCACACACGCCUCAACAAACAGGCCGAACAGAGGACCGCCUUCCUCAGCAAGGUCCGUGACUGGCUGCAGGAGCAUGAGGAGAUGGUGAAGGGGUCACAGAGCUGGAUCUCAGAGGCUCAGUCUUGGCUUACAACACCCUGCACAUACACCACUGCCAGAUGCCUGGACAGCCAUGUGAAUGCACUGCAGAUGGUUCUGGAUGAUUCUGCUCAGAUGAGACGGACUCUGCAGGGUUUCGGCAGCGUGCUGACAGAGAUGGGAAGUGUGUUUGAUGUCAGUCCAUUAGAGGAGCAGCUCUCAAAUGCUGAUCGACGUGUGGCAGAUAUGCAGCACAACCUGCUGGGACCGCUCUCUCAGCUGGAGCAUGCAGCAGCAGAAGUGGAUGCCAUUGAGUCAGAGGUGAGAGUCAUGGAGAAAGAUGUGGCCAAAAUCAAAACCACUCUGACCACCAAAGAAGACAUCAGUCAGGACACUCUUAAGGCAACAGAAGAAAGGAUUGACCUAAUGAAAAGGACAGUCACUGAGAUUCAGAACUGUAAGGAUGGUCUGUGUCUUCCUGACAAAGCUGAAAACACACUCUUAGUGUUCAAAAAAGCAGAACUACUACAGAAACAACUGCUGGAACUGGAACAGCUGGCACUAGAAUACUCGAUUGAGGUACAGGAGACAUUUGUCCCACCCCUCAAUGCUCCGCCCCUCACUGCCCCAACCCUCAGUGUUCCACCCACAAUCACUGAGGAAGACACACAGGAGAGUGGUCAGAUUCAGAUUGUGCAUGUAGAGGAGGACAUCCUGAAAAAAUCAGGAGCAACGCUGAUGACGGUGGAGCAAUCCACACUGGAGCAGAGACUCACCUGGGUCUCUGAUAGAAGCAGCCACACCCUCACAGAAUCACAGCAGGAGUCUGAGGAAGACGAGGAGCCCUGUAAGGAUCCAGGAGAUGUAGAAGAAGAUGCUUCUGAUGAAGACUAUGAAGAUUGCAUAAAAAAUGAGGAUGGAGAGGCAAGAGGAAGAUCACCAACCUCUCUGAAUUCUGAGGCUUCCUUCAGCAUGACUGUGGAGGACACAGCUUCUGCAGACGUGGUUUCUUCUACAGAACAGAUUGUGGAGCAGGCAGAAGCAGCUCAAGACUCAAAGGUAGAAGUAGAUACCUCUGUGGCCUCAGGAACAGGUGUGUCAGAAGCUUUAUCUGAAGCAGAUGCCACAGUGGAAAGCCAGUCUCUCCCUGCAGACAUGGAGCAGGGUGCAUGGAGGGGGGAACAGACGCCACACACCAAUGACAAACUCACACUGACACACAUGACACAGAAACAUUCAGAGUCACAAGCCCCACCCCCAGAAACAAAAGACAUCUUCACUUUACCUAAUAUCAUGAUCACCAAUGAAAAACUCAGUCAACAGGCUCACUUAGAGAAAACCACCUUUGUGCCUCAGAGCCUGAGCUCCACAAAACCCACCAAUACACCAUCAGCCAAAUCACCAGAGCUACAUUUACACACUCUGACACACACUCCAUCAAAUGCAAAAGACCGUAGAUUAGACAGCAGAAGCACACACGACACACACACACCAAUUACAGUCAAGCCCUGCCUGGAGAGGACAGAGCCAUUGGAUGCGAGUGCAUCUUUGGCCACAGGUGAAGCUGGGGGCUCGGGUGGAUGGCUACUCCAUGCCUGCCGUGAGAGGGCUGAGCAGCUGGAGCUGUGUCUGGAGAGAGCACAGGUCAGUCUAGAGGGGUCAAGACAGCAAGCACAGGACACAGCCAUGCAGCACUGCAUUGAACAACAACUUCACAACUGCCAGACAAUUCUUGUGGAGAUUGAACAGAGGAUCUCCAGUCUUCCUGUGUGUGGAUUGAAAGAACUGGAGCAACAUGAGGCUGAAUCACUCAACACCAAACUGCAGCUGCUGAAGAACAGACUGGUGAUAGUCCAGUUAGAGCUGCAAGAGAGACACGGCGAAGAUCAGGUGCAUGUUGAGAGUCAGCGCCCCCUGCAGGCCAGGUUAACGCGCAGCAACAGUGUGCAAGAGAUGUUGAGUUCUUCCAAAACCAAACUGUUCAGACAGAGCAGCCUUCAACAACAAAGGGAACUGGAGCAUGGAUUGAAUGAACAGAGGGAUCUAACUAAAGCUAUUGCAAUUCAAGGCAGCAGAGCCCAAACACAGAGCCAGAGCGCAGAUCAAUAUGAAGGCCCCUUACCAGAAAAUGAAGACAAAAGACAGGAAGUAGAGUUAGCAGUCCACAGGAAGUGGACACACCUCUGCAGCAGACUGACCAAGACAGCAGAGACAGAGCAAGGUGGAGAUAAAGAUCAGGAUCCAUCUGAGAUCCUCGCUCCAUCUGUGUGUUUGUGGAGCGGAGCUGCUGUUUCUUUCUGUCUUCAGGAGAUUCAAUCCAACAUCUCACAACUCAAAGAACUGCAAAACUCAGCAGUAACAAAGGAUCAUCAGUCUCUGGAUGAAGGUUUAUUUGAGGUGUUGAGUGGAGUCGAUCUCACUCUCAACUCUCUCACACACACUCUUAGGUUUCAGCCAGCAACCUUAAACUCUGACUUAUUAAGCCAAUUAGAGCAGCUACAGGGUUUAUCUUCAGAGCUGAUCUCCUUGGGUGCCAUAUUGACCUCCCAUGGGUCAGAGGUCAUAAAGUUGUUAGGUUUGGAUUCAGCGAUAUCAGAGACCUCCACUUGUUUUGACCUGCUGAGGCAGUGUGUAUGUGACAUUCAAAAGACUCUGGCUGAUAAACAGGAGCAGCUACAGGAACGAUUAAAACACACGACUCAACUGCAGAAGAGAGUGAAAGACCUGCAUGACUCAGUACUAACUAAUACGUCAGUCCUUCUCCCUACAACUAAUGGAGAAACCCACUGUGACCUUCAAACACAGCUGCAGGCCAUCACUGGAUGGAAACAGGAAGUGGAGCAGAGUGAGAGAAAGUUGGCAGAACUUAAAGAAGAGACAGAGAGUCGAGAUCAACCUUCGUCCCUCACACAGCAGAUCAGCACACUGGAGGCGGUAUUGGAGAGUGUUUGGAGUGAUCUAGAGCAACGCUGUGGAGUUGUGCAGUGGAGUCUAGAUGAGCAGAAGAUGAGUGAAAAAAUCCUGAAGGGUCUGCAGAUGCUUCUGACGAUCGGAGGAGAGAAACUCGCCUGCACCUCUCAGCUGGAGCUCAGGAAUCCAGCACAAAUACAGACACACCUCAACACACACACGGCGUUUUUCCUGUCUCUGGGUGCCCACCUGAGGAGACUGCAGCAACUGAGUGUGCGGAUGCCAGACAGCGCCUCCUCUGGCUGGGAGACUGAAGUGUCUGAGGUUGAACGUCAAGUGUCCAGUGUCCUGCAGCAGGCUCAGGCUGUCGGUACAGUGCUGCACUUAGCGCUGCAGGUUUGCACUCACUGGGAUGAAAAUCAGUCCUGGUUAGAAACGCUUCUACAGAGAUUAGAGACUCAACUUCCCAUAACACCUCUGCAGGACCAAACGGAGGAGCAGCUCGACGAGAAUAUUUCUGUCUAUCAAAGUGUGCUGGCGGUUCUGGAGAAGAACAGAGCUCGGAUCAGUCUGGUUCUGGAUGAGGGCAGCAGACAGCAGGAGCAGAUUUCUAGUAGUGAGAUGGGUGUGUCUAUAUGCAUAGUGGGUGUGUCUACAUCAAAACUGGAACAGCGAUUGGCUGCACUUCAGAGGAGGGUGGAGCAAGGACUAUGCUCCACCCACCAUCUUAAAAAGCUUUGGAAAAGGUACCAAAGUGAUUCAGAAGCUCUGAAUGAGUGGAUGCGACAAGCCCGAGAGCGCCUUCAUUCAUGGAGAGAUCACAUGACCACAGCUGAACAGGAAGUGGACACCCUCUCCCAUUUUCAGCACUUCACAGAGUUCAUGAAGGAGCUAGAGGUGAAAUCGGCCCUGAAGGCAUCAUUGAUCAGUUCUGGAUCUUUGAUCCUGUUCCUCAAUGAAAGAGAGCAGAACAUUGAGACACAGAAGAUCAGCAGAAGCACCAGUGCUCCAAGAACCUCCACUCCCUCUGGAAAUACAACAACCCCUGAAGACCUACAGCCAAGUGAAACUAGCAACCGAACCUCCAUUGUCCUAGAUAACAACCCUGAAGACUCCUCAUCUAUAGAUGUCCCCUUACCUUCAGAAACCAAUGUUUCCUCUAUUCAAAACAUCUUCUCAGAAGAAAUUCUUUCUACCACGGAAGAAUCAGAUGGAAAGAUCACAAAUGAAGGUGUUAUCUUUGAGGAACCAACCUCAUCUCUAUUCGAUUUAGCUGUAAAACAAGAGAUGCUUCUGUCCCCAGUUCUUCUGACUCUACAGUCCCAGCUGUCUCAGGUGGAGCAAGACUGGGUGGAAAUACAGAAACAUAUUCCUGUCGUCCAACAGGAACUGCAUCAGAGUGUGGUGGAGAGCCUGUCUCCUGAAGGACUGCUGGCUGAUGUGUGUGGCUGGAUUACGGGUGCUGAGAGCAGGUUACAGGCAGCUGAACGAGAGGGUCACAACACCUGGACUGCUGCCGAGUUCACACACCUGCUCAGAACAUAUCAGGGGAUGAAGAGAGAGAUGGCAUGUCAGCAGAUGUCUCUUGACUUUAUUAAUCAGUGUGAGCUGAAGCAGGCUGCUUUUGACUCUCACACAAGCAGGUACAAACACACUGCAUUUGCUGAAAACCUGGGACACGUCAAUCUGCGCUGGAAAACUCUACAAGAUCACCUGAACACACUGAUCCAACAUGCUGAAGAUGAGGUGAGGAUGCGUGUAGAGCAAGAUAACAAACUCCAAAUCCUACAGCACUGGGUCAAAGGUCAAAAACAAUGGAUGCGAUUGGCCGAAAGACCCAUCAGUCGCUCAUUUGCAGAGAGGAGUCUGAAGGAUUGUGAAGAGCUGGGGGAUAAGUUGAAGUCUAAAUUCUCAGAACUUGCUGAGCUGAGGAAGAGGAGACUUACCACUGAUGAAGAUGACAGGAAUAAAGACUUCCUCUCAAAAGCUCACAAUCUUUCACAAUCUUUGACUGACCUCUCUCAGCAGAGUACAGUCCUUGGGGAUUCAUUGAAAGAGCUGUGUAAGGUGUGGUCUCAGUUUGAAAGUGGGAGGAGUCAGGCAGUUUUAAACACAAUGAGGAUCUGCCAAUCACUGGAGUACUGCCACGCCCCUCUGCCCUCCCUCUCUGCCCUCCAGAACAACAUUGAUAAGAUACAGGUCUUAAAAGCAGAGACAAACGAAAUUGACAGCCAGUGGGAGGAUCUUACCAAGACAACAACAAUUCUUAUUGGUGGAAUUAGCCCAGACUCUGCCCAGGUGUUAUCAGAGCACCUAGAAAAAGAAAAAGCAAGGUGGUCAGAGGUGAAGGAAAAGGUCAAACACACCUUUCAGAGGACACAAAGUCUUCUGAAAGUGUGGCAGAGAUACUCUGAUGUUAGUUGCUCAUGCUCAGAGCAGCUCCAACAUCUCAAAGAGCAGCUCAAGACACACACCAAAACACCUGCUGACAAUAAACAACUCACACACAGCAUGGCAGAGCUGAAGACUGUAUUACAGAAAUGCUCAGAGACUCUUCAGACCGAUUUGAAUGAAGUGCUUGAAGUAUCUAAGGAUCUGACUGAACAGAUGGAUGAUGAGGAUGCUGUUUUCAUCAGAUCAGAAUGCCGUUUGUUAACACGUGGUUACCUGCAGCUAGAACAGACUCUGAAAGGAAGAAUUGAACACAUGAAGGAGGAUUUUGAGCGAUUUCAAGAAUUUGAAAGGUUAUUCCAGUCCCUCGAAACACAGUUACAGCAGUGGGAAAGCAAGCAACGGAUGGACAGCAAACUUACAGAUAUAUCUCAGUCAGGUCUGAUGGAGGUCAGUUCUCUCUCUCCUGAUCUGGAUCUGAUGAACACUCUUAGCUACAGACUGACCCUCAGUGACCCUGUCACACAGAGGCUUCAGCACCUCAACAGGAAGUGGGCACAGGCCUCCGCACAUGCUCAGGAGAAAUGCAGUGAGUUGCAGGCAGCCUCUCUCCAGCAGCAGAGCUUUGAGCAGAGAUGUGAGAGCUGGCUGGCUUUCCUACAGCGCAUGGAGGACAGUUUGGCUGUUGAAAUCGCAUCAACUUACCCUGGACUGAGAGAACAACAACGCGCGCACCAGUGUUUUCAGGCUGAGUUGUCUUUAGGCCAUCAGAUCCUUCACUCUGUGAUCAGUGAAUCUCUCCUCCUGUUGCAGAAGGGAGAUGUAGAGGACAGGAGUGACUUCCUGUUAAAACUGGCACAGCUGAGAGAGCACUGGCAGGGGGCGGUGCAGAGAGCAGCUCAACGGCGCGCUCUAGUGGAAGGGCUCAUACAGCACUGGCAGCUUUAUACACACACAAUGCAGAAACUCCGUAAACUCCUCACACUCACACACACACUCUUGUCGCCUGCUGGUCCCACACACUGUAGUGUCCUGCAGUUGCGCCUCUUGCUGGAAGAUCUGAAGCAAACAGAGCUGUUGUUUCAAAGGUCAGUCUCUGCAUAUCUGUGUGUGAUGGAGGUAGGCAGGCAGCUAUUCUCAGUGAGUGACACACAGACGCAGAUGCAGCUGCAGACAGACCUGGCAGCCCUGCAGGAGGACUGGGAGCAGUGCCAGUGCAUGCUGGGAAAGAGAAAGACUCUCACGUCUGACAUCAUAAAGAAAUGGGAGACCUGUGAGACCAGACUAGCUGAUCAGGCGCAGCUCCUGGAUGAGGUACGAGUCAGACUGAAGCAGUCGAUCCCAGAUCAGCAGGAGGAGAUGGAAGAGGAACGCCUCCUUGUGAAGGAGGUUCAGGAUUGUUUAGAGGACUGGGCCGUCAGUCUUUCCGAGCUCAGCACCAUGAAGACGGACCUGUCCCAGUACAUCCUCACCGAUGACGUCCUCCUCCUGCAGGAGCAAGUGGACCAUCUGCACAGCCAGUGGGAAGAGCUCUGCCUCAAAGUGUCUCUUCGUAAGCAGGAGAUUGCUGAUCGACUGAAUGCCUGGAUCAUUUUCAAUGAGAAGAAUCGGGAGCUGUGUGAAUGGCUGACACAGAUGGAAAACAAGGUAGCACACAGUGCUGAGCUGAGCAUUGAGGAAAUGGUGGAGAAACUCAAGAAGGACUGUAUGGAGGAGAUCAACCUCUUUAGUGAGAAUAAGACACAUCUGAAACAGCUGGGAGAACAACUCAUCACUGCUAGCAACAAGACCAAAGAAACAGAAAUCAAUGACAAGAUCAAGGACAUCAACGACCGCUGGCAGCAUCUGUUUGAUCACAUCGAAGCCAGGGUGAGGAAGCUGAAGGAGACGCUGGUGACAGUGCAGCAGCUGGAUAAGAACAUGAAUAAUCUCCGUACCUGGCUUUCCCGCGUUGAGGGUGAACUGGCUAAACCCAUCAUUUACAGCAUCUGCCACUGUGAUGAGAUCCAGCGCAAACUAGCAGAACAUCAGGACUUGCAGAGAGACAUCGAACAGCAUACAGAGGGUGUAGCGUCAGUUUUGACCCUGUGUGAUGUUUUGCUGCAUGAUGCGGACGCUUGUGGCAGUGAUGGAGAGAACGACUCCAUUCAGCAGACUACGCUCAGCCUGGACCGCCGCUGGAGGAACAUAUGUGCCAUGUCUAUGGAGAGGAGAAUGAGGAUCGAGGAGACAUGGCGUCUGUGGUGCAAGUUCCUGGAUGACUACUCACGCUUUGAAGACUGGCUGAACACAGCAGAACGUACAGCGGCCAACCCUGCCACAAAAGAUGUUCUCUACACCUGUGCUAAAGAGGAACUCAAAAAAUUUGAGGCGUUCCAGCGCCAGGUCCAUGAGCGCCUGACACAGCUGGAGCUGGUGAACAAACAAUACCGACGUCUGGCACGAGAGAACCGGACAGACGGUGCCAGUAAACUGAAGUUGAUGGUGCACGAGGGAAACCAGCGCUGGGAUACGUUACAGAAGAGAGUGGCCACUGUGCUCCGCAGGUUAAAGCACUUCACAUCUCAACGUGAAGACUUUGAGGGAACACGGGAGGGGAUUCUGGUCUGGCUGACUGAAAUGGACCUUCAGCUCACCAAUGUGGAGCAUUUUUCGGAGAGCGAUAUCCAUGAAAAGAUGCGUCAACUAAACGCUUUUCAGCAGGAGAUCACUCUAAACACAAAUAAGAUUGAUGCUCUGAUUGUAUUUGGAGAGAACCUGAUCCAGAAGAGUGCUCCGCUGGACGCCGUACUCAUUGAAGAUGAACUAGAGGAGCUGCACUCAUACUGCCAGGAAGUAUUUGGCAGAGUCGCCCGAUUCCACCACCGUCUUAUCAGCAGACGCCCAGUGCGUGAGGAGGACCGAGAGUUCUCCGACAGGGACACAGGACGGCAGGACUCGGUUGAUUUCGGCGGGGUGUGGGAGAGGGAGGAGGAAGAGGAGGCUGCGAUGAGUUCUGAUGUUUCACUAACAGUACGCCAGGCCGUGUCCCAGCUGAUACCACCUGCUCUAGAGCGCUCAGGGCGUGAGACCCCCGUCAGUGUGGAUUCAAUCCCACUGGAGUGGGACCACACCGUAGAUGUGGGUGGAUCCUCAUCUCCAGAGGAUGACGAGGAGUUGACGUUUUACAGCGCCCUAUCAGAUGUAGAAGUCACUGAGAGCUCUCAGUCAUUUAUUAAAGCUACAUCUAAAGCUCUGAAGGCUGUGUCCGGGGGAAGGUCAGUGGUGGAGCCGUGGCACUCUCCUGAUUUGCCAGACAGGAAGCGAGUGAACAGAGAGAUCAUACGCAGUCUCACAUCUUCACCCACUGACCCCAGCGCCCACUACCACCCACAGGCCUAUGAUAAGCUCAUGUCUGAGUGUGCUGGCAGUAUAGACAGUAUAAAGCGAGUGAAACUGAUUCUGAGCGAGGAAGAACAACUGGAUGAUCAUGGUUUGACGGUGCUCUCUGCGGCUGAUAAGACAGGUGUGAUCGAGCGAUGGGAGCUCCUGCAGGUGCAGACGUACAGCGUGCCACAGGAUCUUCAGCAGUGGCACAAACUCACCUCUGACCUCAGUGAUGUCAUGGCAUGGCUGGACACUGUGAUGCCUGAGCUAGAGAAGCUUCAAACUCUAGAGCCAAAAAUCACCAUCAGAGACAUGGAGAGCAAUAUCCACAAACUAAAGGACAUGCAGAGGACUUUUAACGGCUACAAAUCAGUGAUGAUUGGUGUUAAUCUUAGUGGGCGGGGCUUCCAACACGGAGACAGCACUGAACUACACGAACUGCGUGAAAAUCUGGAGUCAGCCAAUCAGAAAUGGGCACAUGCCUGUGCGGCCCUGGACAGCUGGGAACACAGACUGCAUCAAGCACUCAUGGAGUGUCAGGAGUUUCACGAGACUCUUCACUCUCUGCUGCUGUGGUUAGCUAAAGCAGAAAGCCAGCGCUACAUGGUCAACAUCCAUGACCAAAACACAGACCUCAACAUCCUGCAAGAGCAUCGAGACACGCUCAAGGCUGUUCAGCAGGACUUACAGUCUCGUGAGAGGGAAGUGCACUGCCUGCAGGAGAUCUCCUCACAGAUCCUGCUACAGGACCAGGGAGAAGACACCCUGGAGGCCAAAGAGAAGGUUCAUGUCAUCAGCAACAAGUUACGACUGCUGAUCAGACAGAUUGCACACGAUCUGCACACGCUGCAAAGCAGACUGGACUCAGCUGGUCCAAAUGUGGGCAGGACAGCAUCAACACAACAGCAGGAAGCCGCAGAAGCUCAGGCUGUUACUCGGGGAUCUCCUGCGAGUGUCAGGGAUGACAAAUCUGAGUUGUCCCCAGCGAGGCCGUUCCUGUAUCGUGUCCUACGAGCAGCUUUCCCCCUCCACAUCCUCUUCCUGCUGCUGCUGGUUGUAGCGUGUCUGGUGCCUCUCUCAGAGGACGACUACAGCUGCACUCUUUCCAACAACUUUGCCCGAUCCUUUUACCCCAUGCUCCUCUACACCAACGGACCCCCACCCACAUGAGAACAACUACCCGUCCCCUUCACUAACACACAGCCACAGCUCAUUCUCUAGAGGGAAUGGGACGUAGUCCAAGCCUCUCGGUUUACUCUCCUGUAGCUGAUCCUGUAGCUCUGAUUAAUUUGAGUGAAAGUAGAUUCAGUAGAUUGUCCUGCAACAAUCAAACCUUGUUCCUGGAUCCGAGGACUGUUGCACAUAGAGAGUGAUUUAUUUUCUGAGGAAAGAGCCUUUCCUCAUGAUGUAUAUUUGUAUUUUUAGAGAACAGCAAGGACUCCUCAUCAAAGGUGCACUCAUUUUGUAAUUGUAUAGGAUGUAGCAGCAUAUUCAUUGAAACAUUGAAAUACUCCUUCACACAGAUGUAUUUAUUUUUGACGUAUAAAUGACAAAAUUGAACCCUAUAGGUUUAUGGGCUUUGAGUCGGCCUGUAUUGUUAAACUAGAAGUCCAAGUGAUUGGACUUGCUUGAAUAUCAGUUCAUAGUUUCUAGGAGUCAGUGUAAAAUAACUUUUAAUGAAGAAUAUAUUUUAUUUGUAGCUCUUUUAGCUGCCAUUUUAUUGGUCAAAGCCAUGAAGGAGAGGCAUUAGGGUGUGUGCAAAAUGUAUGUUUAAUUUAUUCAGCCUAAAGUUUGGUGGCUGUUUGGUGUUGUUUUCAUGUGUGUGUGAAUAUUGUAAAACUACUGAAAUUAUUUAAUUAUAAUUGGUAACUGUUCUCAGUGGAGAUAAUAAAUUAUAUCUGAUUAUGUUUUAUAGUUUAUAGCUAGAAUUCUUCAGCCAGGGAAAUCUGGUACCCUGAUGUGUUUGUGUCUGGUGUGUUUUUAGAAACACAUUUCAAAAGUAUCCACAUGACUGCAUGUGGCUUUUAUUUUAUUUUUAACCUACAGAGAGUCUGGUGAAAGCCCAUUAGUCGCUCUUUCACUCAUACUAACUGCCAAAGUGUCAGAGACUUGGUUUUAUAAUUCAUCACAGUUAUUUAAAGAGUGGUGUUCGUUUUGUUGUUUGGUGUUUUUAAUUGAAUUGUUAUAGUAUAGAUGAAAUUAUUGGUCAAUUAAAAUAGACUAUGAUAUAAGUAUCCAUUAAUCACAGAAAACAUACACUUUAUGACGAAUUUAUUUUGCAGCAAACCUUGCACUGCCAAUGUCAAACACUGGUUGAAGACGAUAUAAAGAUCUUUGUGGUUUCAGUUUUCCUACAAAUAAACAUUGUACAAAU